Molecule: messenger RNA, 1794 nt
Organism: Aspergillus fumigatus Af293
Lineage: Eukaryota; Fungi; Ascomycota; Eurotiomycetes; Eurotiales; Aspergillaceae
Source: RefSeq, a predicted model, not a curated record
AUGGCCUUUCGCCUACCCCCUCAAGUUACUCGCCGUCGCAAUUCCUACUCAACCCAAUAUGUCCCUGAGCCUGAUAUUCCUUCUCCCGUCUCUCCACUCUUCGAGAACGAGAACGAAUCCACGCAAUGGGUGCUCUUCUCCCCACCCCAACCAUCCACCGCCCGCACUCACACGACCUCCACUGAACGCACUCCGCGAAGAACUGGAGCAUCCCGCUUGAGCGAUUUCGGCUCCUUUGACACAGCGACCCGUUCUAUAUUUGGGUCCGAGGGUGAUAACACGGAGGGCGAUGCUGAAGAGCCCCUGGAUGAGGAUGGAACGGAAUUAGACAGCCUCGACGAUGGUCUGCACGCUUUCCGGGCUCCGUCUGUCACGCAGGAGUCUACAUCACGGCUGAAUCAGUCCACACCAGCGGUCCUUCCAACUCAUGAUGGGCUGGGGAGUUUCCAUGCAUCCAGUCAGCCCGUGCAGGAGCAGUUGUGGCAGUAUGAGCAGUUCAAUCCCCGCCGGCGGGGUGACGUGCGUCCGAGACGUCGCUCGAGUGUGCAGCGUCAGCUGGACACGGUAGAGGAUCGAGAGCAGGUUGAUAUGGAGUAUGAUCGCUGGCGACGUAUCGAGAAAUGGAGAAUGGACCAGAGCCGGGCGCUCUUGCAAGAGAUCGAAAGGGAGACACGACGGCGCCGACGCAAUAGCCGGGUCAGUGUGCAGACCGACCAGGUGACUUCUCGACCCAUUGUUCCAGGCACGUCUGAUGGUGCCUUGGAGACACCGAAGGAAGAUUCGUUGCAACCGCACCAGGAGUCUGAGGAGGACGAGUCCUUCUGGCGACGCAUCACCCGAAAGGUGAUUCGGGACUUGAUUGGCAUCGACGACUCUCUGCUUUCUGUCAUUUUGGGCGAGUCGCUGCCAGAUAUGGGGUCGGAAGACAAUAAAUCAGCAGGAACCGACAACAGUCUCGACCUGAGCAAGACACUUGGGGAGCUGGACUCCAUGCCGGAUGAGCAAGGUCUUUGGCAGAGCAAAUUACUUCACCGGAUCGCACGCGAAUUGGGCAUCUUGGUCCACCAUCUUUGCGAACACCCCGGCGCCUUUACGACAUAUCUCAACGUCACGAAUGAGAUACCAAACGAGUAUGCAGGCAUACCACUUGGCCGUCUAGCAGAGGAGAAUGAAGCUGCAUCACAGGGUGCAUCCGCCGAACCUGCCCUCCACACCGCGAUGAGCAGUCAGGAUUCAAUGAUGUCACCACAAUUUUCGCCUACGAUGCGCGAUCCCACCAGCAGAGAACAUGCCGCACACUGGGGCAUCGAGGACGAAGAGGACGCAAGCCGCGAGCCACUCCCCGAAUCCACACGACUCCAGCAAGAAAAGGAUUACUGGGAGCGCGAGCUGGACGUGAUGAUGCUUUUCCGCUACCUUCGCAACCGCUUCGGCCGGCGAGGUAGCAACGCGGACAGCACCCAUGCAUGCUCACGUCGUCACCCACAGGAUGCGUCCCGACGCGCGGCAAUCAUCCGCCAGCACCACCCCCUCGUCGCACGGGCUCAUUCACGCUCUCAAGCCCAGCUCCGACGUCAGUCUGGGCCCACAGGCAUUACAUCCCCGCUGCUCCGUCAACACCUCCACCGACCCAGUUCAAGCUGCGCGAGCCAGACAAAACUCUCUGCUCUCUCCAGUCGGCGAACGCUCACCAGUUCCAGCCGGAAUUACUGGGACAUUGGCGGAAGCAUCGACAGCGCGAGCGCCAUCGCACCCCCUGUCGCGGCUGGCAUGGGGGUUUGGGCCGAUGUCUGA